This is a messenger RNA of Salmo salar (Atlantic salmon), 2187 nucleotides long. RefSeq names its product homeobox-containing protein 1. The record is from RefSeq and is a predicted model, not a curated record. Lineage: Eukaryota; Metazoa; Chordata; Actinopteri; Salmoniformes; Salmonidae. Gene Ontology annotation, cellular component: nucleus. Gene Ontology annotation, molecular function: double-stranded telomeric DNA binding. Gene Ontology annotation, biological process: positive regulation of DNA-templated transcription.
GGGUUAUAAACUCUGUGACAAUAAGCCUGUAGUUGAAAUCUACAAUCCUGCGGUCGAUGUGUUGUUGCGACGGUUAAAAAGUGGCAUUUCCCUCCCACACACACACUGUUCAGUGGUGGUGCGAUUUAAAUGGUCAAAUGUACAGAGGCACAUCGAGAUAGAGAGCCAAGAGAAAUGCUUGGCCUGUGGAACGCCGUUCAGAGAGAUGCUUGGCCUGUGGAACGCCGUUCAGAGAGAUGCUUGGCCUGUGGAACGCCGUUCAGAGAGAUGCUUGGCCUGUGGAACGCCGUUCAGAGAGAUGCUUGGCCUGUGGAACGCCGUUCAGAGAGAUGCUUGGCCUGUGGAACGCCGUUCAGAGAGAUGCUUGGCCUGUGGAACGCCGUUCAGAGGGAGAAGUGCAUUUGUUAUUGCUCUUAAGCACAGCGAAAUGAUUGAGAUAGGAUCAGCUAACGCUUUCAAGGAUGUCUCAUUACACAGACGAACCUCGCUUCACCAUCGAGCAGAUCGACUUGCUCCAGAGGCUGCGGCGUACGGGCAUGACCAAGCAAGAGAUCCUCCACGGCAUGGACACCCUAGAUCGGCUGGACCGCGAGCACGGGGACAAGUUUGGGCAUCGCACCUCCUACGGGGGAGGAGCAAGCGGCUCUGUGUCAGACCCCAAUUGCACCUCCAACAACACUGCAGCCACCACAUCUUCUACAACAUCUUCUUCCUGUAUUAUUAUUAAUAGUAAUGCCACCAGUGGGAGCAGCAAUGUUAACAACACCACCCCGGCCUCUUCCUGCACCAACUCUACCGUCGCACAGACCCAGUACCUCUCACCACGUGGGGGGCUGUCGCCUAGCAACAGCUACGACACCUCCCCACCGCCCAGCCUGCCCUCCGCCGUCCGCCACUCCCCAGUGUCACUGGUCACCAUGGCGCAGAACGGGGGGCGGGACAGCCUGGUGGCGACGCCCAAUGGGAAGCUCUCGCCGCCGCGGUACCCGGUGAACAGUGCAGCGGCCGCCAGGGCGUUCGGGUUCGAGGCAACUGAGGAGGAGCUGGAAAUCGAUGAUAAGGUGGAGGAGCUUAUGAGGAGAGACGGCAGCAUUGUGAAGGAGGAGAUCAAGUUGUUCCUGGGGAACAGGAGAAUCUCUCAGGCUGUGGUGGCCCAGGUCACAGGAAUCAGUCAGAGCAGGAUCUCUCAUUGGUUGCUUCAACACGGCUCUGACCUCAGUGAACAGAAGAAGAGAGCUUUCUACCACUGGUACCAGCUAGAGAAGACCUCCCCAGGUGCCACUCUAAACAUGCGCCCAGCCCCAAUGGCUAUGGAAGAAAUGGAGUGGAGACAGACCACACCCCAUAUAAGUACCGCCCCAGGAAUUUUCCGGCUACGCAGAGGAAGUCGUUUUACCUGGAGGAAAGAAUGUCUGGCUGUGAUGGAGAGCUACUUCAAUGACAACCAGUACCCUGAUGAAGCUAAGAGAGAGGAGAUCUCUAACGCCUGCAACGCUGUCAUCCAGAAACCAGGGAAGAAGCUAUCGGACCUGGAGAGAGUCAGCUCUCUUAAAGUGUACAACUGGUUUGCCAACCGACGCAAGGAGCUCAAGAGACGAGCUAAUAUUGAAGCCACAAUCCUGGAGAGCCAUUGGAUAGACGUCCAGAGUCCUGGAGGACACUCCAACAGCGACGACAUCGAUGGAGGCGACUACACAGAACAGGCCUGUGACCUGGCCUACUUUGACAAGAGACCCAUGGCCAGACCCUUUGGCUUCUACAGGCUAGAGCCCACUUCACCCACACAGGAUGAUGGUACUGACCACCAGGACCCCAUCUCUCUGGCCGUGGAGAUGGCUGCAGUCAACCACACCAUCCUGGCUCUGUCCCGGACUGGAGGGGUGCCCAGCGACAUCAAGACAGAGAUCCCGGACGAUGACUGAAGAGGUGGUUACUGGACAGUGACUGUGAGAGGAAGGAGUGGAGAGCGAAGGGUAAUAAUCAAGAGAGGAUAGGUCGUGUUUGUGUGUGUGCGCGUGAGAGAUUGUUUGUGUGUUCAAGGAAUGUGAAAACGACCAAAUGAAGCUAUCAAACUCCAGCCACCCUCCUUCCCCUUGUUCUCAGGCCCUCCACGGCCCCAGUGUACUGUACCCUCCUUCCCCUUGUUCUCAGGCCCUCCACGGCCCCAGUGUACUGUACCCUCCUUCC